This is a messenger RNA of Suillus paluster, 1101 nucleotides long. RefSeq lists its product as uncharacterized. The transcript is spliced from 5 exons. The coding region runs from base 1 to 1101 and encodes 366 amino acids. NCBI's taxonomy places the organism in Eukaryota, Fungi, Basidiomycota, Agaricomycetes, Boletales, Suillaceae. Gene Ontology annotation, molecular function: actin binding. The record is from RefSeq and is a predicted model, not a curated record.
AUGGCCUCCUCUGAACUCUUGAAACAGAUUCAGGCGGGCAGACAACUCAAGAAAGCGCAAACAAGUGACCGCAGUGCGCCUGUGAUUGAUGCGAAGCCAAGCGGGGGCGGGGGCGGUAUCGGGGCUGCUGCUGCUGCACGAGCAGGAGGCGCAUCGUCCGCAAUCGGUGCUGGCGGUCCCCCUCAAUUAGGUGGGUUGUUUGCAGGAGGUAUGCCCAAGUUGAAGCCUGCAGGACAAAGCAACUUAGGUAUGCCGUCCGCACCCGCACCCCAUUCUGCGGUUCCCGCGCCCCCCGGUCGGCAUGCGCCAUCACUGCCAUCACGCUCUGCUCCUGCUCUGCCUUCACGAGCUGCACCAACUUUGCCUUCAAGAAAUACGCCCACCCCUCCCAAUGGUGCUCCUCCUCCGCCACGCCGACCGCCUCCCGCAAGAACAGCUUCCCCUGCCCCCCCUGCAGCUCCCCCAACACCCCCUGCCCGCCCGCCACCACCACCUUUCCGAACCGCCUCUCCACCCGCCCGUACUGCCUCUUCGCCUGCACGUCAUACUUCUUCGCUUGUUCGUCCUCCAUCCCCGCCGGCUCCACCAUCUACGACAUCUCGUUCUCCUCCAAUUCCACCUGCAAGGAAAGUCCCUCCUCCCCCUCCAGCCAGACCCUUGUCGGCGGCUGGAUCUCCGUCUCGAGCAGCCCCCCUUCCACCCUCUCGUAAACUUCCUGCAACAGAUGGUCUACCUGCUCCUCCAGCUCGUGUCCGAGCUUUAUCGGAAGUUGACUCCCCUGCACCGCCUACACCUACAUCUCGACCUUCACCCUUCCGUCCAGUGCCGCCCGCAUCUGUUCCUCGACUGCAUACCGUUUCAACGCCAGCAUCUGCUGAUCCUGACCCUCCCGCUUUACCUGCUGGACGGCCCAGCAUCAACGGCAGUGUGAAUGGAUCAAGGGCACCUCCAACUCGCAAAAUACCUUCGCCCCCUCCAAAUGCUGGCGCACAUACGUUUCCUGUGACUGACUUCCCUCAGCCACGUCCUUUUGUCGCAGGGGUGAGGCACUAUGGUGGCGGUCGAACAGCUGGCAGUAACUUCGACCUGUCCAAUUUGUAG